GUAAUCAGCAACGCUCCGGCGUCGAGAGCACCUCCCCUUGAACGCCGACUGGAUACUUUUGAUGAACGGGGGAAAGAGCACCGCUAUAUUGAAGGGGGCAGCUCGGGAAUAAACAGAGAACCAUUUCUUCGGCUCUGGCCGUGUUGCAUUGUCUCGUCCGCACUCAGAUGCUGCGGUCACAUGACCAAGAGCUAUAGAGACUGCCAGGAGCUCAGAGUUUAGAAUGGCUGUGCCUCUGUCUAGCUGCUGCUUUGUGGCUCUGCCACCUGCCACCGAGGGUUCGUUUACGAUAUUUGGGAAGAAUUCAGUAAGGCCUUGCAAUGAAGUUCAAGAAGUCAUUUAUGUUCCCAGUGCUUCUCAUGAGCCAGGUUCAAAGGUUCAGUGCACAUACAUUGCUAUUGAUCAGGUAGAAAAGACACUUGCUGUAACACUAAGCAAACCAGCCUGGAUGUGGGGGGCAGAAAUGGGAGCCAAUGACCAUGGAGUCUGCAUUAGUAACAGCGCUGUGGUGACCAAAGAGACAGUGACAGAGACAGAAGGAUUACUUGGGAUGGACCUUGUCAGGCUUGGUUUGGAACGAGGUACUACAGCAAAAGAGUCCUUAGAUGUUAUAGUGUCUCUUUUAAGAGAACAUGGACAAGGUGGCAAUAAUUUUGAAGAUGGAACCACACUCCACGCUUUCCACAAUACAUUUCUCAUUGCGGACAGGACAGAAGCCUGGGUCUUGGAAACUGUUGACAAAUAUUGGGCUGCUGAGAAAAUUACAGAGGGCUUGAGAAGCCUUUGUAAUCAAUUGUCUAUAACCACCAACAUUGAUGCAGAGCACCCUGAGCUUCGAAGUUAUGCCCAGAAUCAGGGCUGGUGGAAUAGAGAGGAAGAAUUCAACUUUAGUGCAGUUUUCUCCGUACCAGGUGGAGAUGAGGAUUUGGAUCACCAUUGUGCUGGCAAGGAACUUCUACAAAAACAUGCAGGAAGCAUCACGAUGCAAACGAUGAUGAAUGUGCUGCGUAACAAAAACAGCAUGGAUCUGAAUUCUUACCUUAUUACAGGGAGCAUGGUGUCCAUCCUUCCCCAGGGCAGCAGCUCACCAUGCAUCCACUUCUUCACAGCCACUCCCAAUCCUGCAAGGUCCAUCUUCAAACCUUUCAUCUUUGUAGAUAAUGUCAAGCCAGUCCCUAAAACACAGUCUCCGAGUUUUGGUAAUGAGGACCCAGUAAAGCAGCAGCCUCGUUUCCAGAGCAUGGUUGACCGUCGACAUGAGCUCUAUCAAGCUCACGAGUGUGCCAGAGCAGUUAUGGAAACUGAAGAGGAUGCUGGGCAGAAGCUUUGGAAAACCAUGCUGGAUUUGGAAAAACAAGGUCUGGAAGCCAUGCAGGAUAUCUUAAAGUGUGAAGGACCUUUAGACACUUCAGAAUUUGCUGACCUCUUCUAUGAUUGUGUGGACACUGAAAUUAAAUUCUACAAGUGACCUGCUGGCAGUGCCCCAUUGGUCUUUGUAGGCCUCGUUGGAAAACAGGGUGAGGAGCUGUUCAAGACAAAUGAAUGUCACUUAAGUGAAGUAAAAAAAGACUUAGUGUUGCUUGGUUUGUCUCUUUUUUUAAUCCAGAUAACUCGGCUACUCCCCUGAAGUAAAGUCAUCAUACAUUCAAUUGUGUAUUGUCUACUCUUUGUGUCUAGUGAUAGGAAGCAGCGAGUGCUUGGUUGUUGGUUGUGUGCAUGCAGAAAUGAUAUAAAGCAGGACCUUCUAAAUGUUUUAUGUUUGUAAUGGUAGCAUUUACAUCCUUUUAAGCUCAUUCAUUGAGUAAAGAAUAAUCAGGUGACAAAUUAAAAAGCAUGGCAUAAUCUGCAAUGUGCCAUGAUUGGUGCCCUUUGUAUGAUUUUUUUGUUUGUGAUACAUCUUGUAAAAUUUGAUUUGGCCUGAGGAACUGUCUAUUUCUCGUUAACAAGUUUAAUGUCUUGCAGCAUGUAUUUUGUGGAAUUUCUUAUACUUUACUAUAAUUAAUGGCAAUUGAAAUUGAUCCCUCAGCAUAUGCCAGCUACCACAGUACUGGAACACAAACAUUAAUUUUUAACAUGAAUUAGAACUCCAGAACCUUGAGAAUUCAGUAAAAAUCUGUUUAAAUAAAAUUCAAAAUAUUUGUAUAUUUAGUAUAAGGGAAAAUGAAGUAUGCACUGCAUGCAGCUCUCAGUUAUAAUUGUAUUGGUUGUAGUUCAAGCUUUGUUCUCAGUUUAUAUUAUUUAACUUUUCAUGAGUUUUGCACAGUUAGAUGUCACUUAUAUUCAGAAUGUUUUCUGGUUUAUUAAUCACAUUUUAUAAAUUGCAGUAUUUUGGUCCUUGUAGCAAAAAACACGUUCUGUUAUGCAGAAAAUAAGUAUGACAUUGUUUCAUUUAUUGUCAUGACUUAUUAACUAGCAAGUAUUAGUGUAUCUCACUGUCUGGUUGGUCUCGAUAGACCUCUUUAGUACAGUCCAGUUGAUUUUAAUAAACAAACAUGGUAUAUUUGGUUCAUUGGCUAGCUUAAGUACAGAAAGGCAGAUCACCUUUCUCUGCUAAACAUUGGGACAGCAUUCUCCUUCAUAAUGCACAAUAUGUAGUGAUGCUGAAUUAUCACUUGGUGUCACAUACUUAAAGGUUUAGCAUAAUUAACUGUUACAAAAGUUAUCUGUUAUUUUUGAACAAAUUAUCCCAGCUUACUUUGUUUCAAUAAUGUUAGCACUCUAUGACUUGUCUCCUGCAAUUGCUGAAUUGUGACAAUUAAGUUCAUUUAUGGAUUUAUAAAUUUGUUCUGGCUUAAUUGGUAACUAAAAUAUAUAUCUGUGGAACAAAUGGAUGUGUUAACUAUUAAUGUUUUUACGUGGUUGUUCCCAAUAGGACAAUAAUUAACAGAAAUUACUGGCCUUUGAACUUGAAUUUUAAUUAGUAUGGGGUUUUUUUGUGAAAUAACAUUAUCGAUAUCAUUUGAUUGUUGCAUAAGUCAGGUGGUUGAACUACAUGUAAUGUAUUGUGUACUAUACAUCAAGAUGUGAAUCCUGUACUUACAAUCAGCAGCUGCAUCAGUGCACAUCAUGACUAAAGAAUACACAUUAUGUGGCAAGAUUAA
Messenger RNA from Stegostoma tigrinum, 3101 nucleotides. Its product is annotated as secernin-1-like. The record is from RefSeq and is a predicted model, not a curated record. Gene Ontology annotation, biological process: proteolysis. The coding region runs from base 224 to 1468 and encodes 414 amino acids. The transcript is spliced from 9 exons. Lineage: Eukaryota; Metazoa; Chordata; Chondrichthyes; Orectolobiformes; Stegostomatidae. Gene Ontology annotation, molecular function: cysteine-type exopeptidase activity; dipeptidase activity.